CAAUGAAGGCAAUAGAUGGCGGUGGAAGGCAGACUCGGCGCGGCUCACAAGUCACGGGCUGUGCUUCCCUCCAACUCCAGUGUGAUUCUUGACGUGGUGCGGGGAGGGUGUGCGUGCGUCCGCUCCGCCUCGCGUCCAUACCACACGUUGAAGACUGGAAUAUAUACCACGCCCACACCACAUGGAAGGAACAAGGAAAAUGUGACGAUAGAUAAGAGAAAUUUAUCUACUACGAAUUUGCAGGUGGCGGCGGCGGCCAUGGGGACCCGGGGAGGAGGGGGCGGGGGUGACGUGUUAGCCCCCCGCCGGCCCUGCCCCCCCACCCACCAGGCCAUGGAUCAAAAGGGCGUCGUGGAGGAGGGACGCGGACGGCCCGCCACCAAGGUGUCCAAAAUCGCGGGCAUGUUCCAGGGCGGCGUGUGUGGCGCGGGCGAGGAGGGCGGUGGCGGCGGUGCUGGGGAGAGCGGCCCCGCUGCAGCCACGGUGGUGCGCACUGAGUCCCACCUGGCGCGCUUCAACACCGCCCGCGCCCUCUUCGAGAAGAUGGGCCAGGGCGAGGCGCGCCCCGUGGCUCCACGCGCCAAUGCCACCGCCCCUGCCGUGGUGAAGGCGCCUCCCGCCAAGGCUGAACCUGAGGUGCCCAGGGGCGUGGCGACGCGGGGCGGUGUGGGGUCGGUGCGGCGCCCCCUGGGUGAUGGUGGGGACUCCCACCUCAGCCCACGGGGGGACUCACUCUCUCCUGCCUCCUCCCGCUCCACCUCGCCCAGCCCCGCCCGCCCCGCCGCCAAUGGCCACGCCCACCACGAGGAGGGUCCCCGCACGGGCCUGGCUAGCCUGGGAGGGCUGCGGCGCCCCGGCUCUGCCUCCAGCCGCUCCCUGUCCGCCUCCAGCACGGACAGCGAUCCCCCGCAGCGCCGCUGGCCCCCAGCCCGCGCCGCAGACCCGCCCGCAGACCAGCCAGACCCUGCCCGCCGCUGGCCGCCACCCGCCCGCGGCACGGAGCCGCCGCGCACUAACGGCGAGGGCGUGCGGCGGGCGUCGCGACCCGAGAAGCCUGUCAAGCCGGAGAGCCUGGAGAAGCGCGCGCCGGCGGGCGGCCACGACGCCCACCAGGAGCUGCUGGCGCGGCACAAGAACUGGUUCCAGUCCUUCGCCAAGAACCGUUCCACCACCGCGGCGCCCGGCAGGCCACUCUCACCCUCCAAGGGCGAUGCGCGCCCCGCCUCACCCACCAAGAGUGACGGGGGCGGCGCGCCGCUCUCCCCCGCCAAGGAGGAGCCGCGCUGUGACGACUGGCGCGCCGCCCUCUCCUCCAGGCCAGACCUCAGAUCCCCUCGCGCCGGCCAGGAGAGCGAGCGGGCCACCACUCCCCGGGGGAGGGACGAGGCCCCUGAGGGCACCACCACCACCACUCCCCCCUCGUCUACCACCUCCACCACCUCCACCUCCAUCAUCACCACCACCGUCACAUCCUCCGCCACCAACAACAACAUCAUCACCCCCAUCACCACCGCCAUCAACAACAACAACAACAACAGUACCUGCCUCACCACCACCACCACCGCCACCACCACCACCAUCACCACCACCACCAGUAGUAGCCUCACCACCAGUAGCCUCACCACCACCACAACCACCACCACCACCACCAGCGGCAGGGCGGCGGCGGGCGGCAGCGGCGGCGCCAACGAGCAGGAGGCUUGGACCAGCGUGCUGCAGACCCGCUAUGGCACCCGCGCCCGCCCCGACCUCUACUCCCCUAGAACGCGCGCUGACGGUGAAGGAGGCGGCGGGGGCUGCGGCGGCGGUGGCGUAGGAGGCGGCGGGGACUGGAGGAAGGAGAGAGCGGCAAUCCUACAAGGUCGCUCGGGGAGUCGUCACGGCGAGGAUGAGGUAGUGACCAAGGGCUUCACCAGGACACACUACCCUGACGCACCACUCGGCCCACGCUUUGAAGACGCCUCCACCUUGCAAUCCCACUGGGCGCCCCCCUCGAGGUACGGCGUCGCGGAGGGCCCUUCAGGAGACCAGGGGAGCCACGUAGCCGCCCCUGAGAAGUCCCUGAAGGAGGUAAACAAUGUAGAAAGGUUCCGCAUCAGUAAAGAAAACGGGAAGUGUGAGGUGGAGGAGGCGAAGAAGGAUGAAGCGGACUUGAUAGUGAGUGAAAGUGUUGUCCUGAAGGAUGCCGCUAAGGAGAAGGACGCCCCGCCGAGUCCUGCAGCCCCCGCGGAACCCCUGGCGAAGGAGGCGCUGGUGGAGGAGAGCGUGGAGAGGGCGCGGCGAGUGGGGCACACCAAGGAGGACAGUGAGGUGGUGAACGCCCUACUAAAGGAGAGCCUGCUGGGGCCACGGCGGGAGGAGGGCGUGGAGAAGGUGCAGAAGUCCCCUCGCGGUAGACACACGCAGGAGGAGACGGAGGAGAGGCGGAGGGAGAGCAGCGAGGAGAGUGGAGGAGAGGAGAGGGGCGUGAGAGGCUGCAGGAGGCUGUGGGAGGGGCGGGCGGAGGAGAGGGAGAAGAGGGGGGUGAGACAGACCACACCCCCUGCCCACCACCGUGUGCCCCCCACCCACACCUCACCCAAGGCACCCCACACACCCCACAGGACCAACACACCACCACAGGCCCCUCCCACACCCCCACGAGCGGCAUCACCCCGUCCACCGCCUCCGUCACCCCCACCGGCCCCUGUAACACCCCCACGAGAGCCAUCACCACCACCAGCGCCUCCGUCACCAGUAGCAGUCACCCCACCGCCAAUUGACACACCCCCGGAAGCUGAAAACGUCCCUGAUGAGCCUUUACCCUCUGCAGCAGACAUCAGCCCGCCGCCCACGCCUCCUUCACCGCCGCUGUCAGGAGAUGUGGUGGUGGCGGGCGUGGUAAGCGUCCUGAAGGCGGAAACUGUGUAUGUCUCCAGCAGAGACCUUUCCACACUUGAUGACUCGCGCCGGGACCCCCCAAGGACGUCCCCGGGGGCAGACAGCUCGCCGGAGGAUAAGAGCAAGGAGACAGGGAGGCAGGAGACGCUGGAGGAGGAGGAAGAAGAUGAGGAACACCCUGACGAAGUAGAGAAGGUAAAACGGCAGCUCUUCCCUGACCUUCUCCCGGAGUGUGCCGUGCGUGGAGAUGACCUGGGGGCGGCGUCACCUCCACCACCCCCCCUUGUGCCGUGUGAGGGGGAGACUGUCAUGCCCCCGCCUCCCCUAAGUCCCAGAACACAGUCUAUCGCUGCCCUGGACGCCCUGAUUCAUGGCAGACCGAAGGAGGAGGAGCUGCCCUGCCCUUCUGUCCCUCCACUCACUCACGACCCCCACGCCACGACUCACGCCCCCCACGCCUCGCCGCUGCAGGAGGAGGAGGAGAUUGUUUACGACCAUACUGUCACCUCGGCUCAACAUAAACUGCAGUUCUGCACCUCGCCAGUCACCGUUGAGGGGUUGGCGCCCCCUGACAAUGCCUCCACCACCUCCAGCAGCCAUGCAAGCAGUGACCCAGAGCCCCUACCGCCUCCCAUACCCCCUCACGCAGCGCCACCCAUCCCUGCCCCGGCCUGCCCCUCCCCCUCGCCGUCUGACCCCGAGGUGAUGACAGCAGAGGAAGCCCAGCGGUUACUAAGUGCCAACAUUGUGGAGAGUAGAAAAAGAGAGAACCAGAGCGUACUGUCAGACGAGGAGGCACAAGAGGUCGUUUUGCUUCUAUCCCCAACCGACAAGACAGCCCCCAACCUCCCACACCCUCAGGAGACAGCCCCACCCCCUGUGCCCCCCCACUACACCAAGCCAGGUCAAGGGGAUGAGUAUGACAGCAGCUUGACCCCACACUUUGACCCCAGUUUGACCUCUCCCUUGAGUCCCGAGGAGGAGCCUUCUGAACAUGACUCCUCAGAAGGGUCAGGUGUUGGCAGUGAGGCCUUCCAGGUGACGAGGGUGAAGGAGGUGUUGGUGGAGGAUGGCGUUCACUAUUUAGAGGACGGUCACUUCUGGGUGGAGGUUCCCGGCAUCCCAGAGGAGGAGGAGGAUGAGGAGGAGGACAUCAUCAUUCCCUUCCACCCACCCACACGCCUCACCUUCUCCACUCAGCCUGUCCAGGUAUUCAGUACGUACUCCGUCACUGAGUAUGACCGGAAGAAUGACGAGGUGGAUCCUGUGGCGGCCAGUGCGGAGUAUGAGCUGGAGAAGAGAGUGGAGAAGAUGGAUGUAUUCCCUGUGGAGAUUAUCAAAGGUGAGGGCGGCCUGGGACUAAGCAUCAUUGGCAUGGGUGUGGGGGCUGACGCAGGUGUAGAGAAGCUGGGUAUCUUCGUUAAGACCAUCACACCUGGGGGAGCCACUGAGAAGGAUACCAGGAUACAAGUGAAUGACCAGAUCAUCGAGGUGGACGGGAAGAGCCUGGUGGGGGUGACGCAGGUGUUUGCAGCGUCCGUCCUGAAGAACACCAGCGGGCGAGUGCAUUUCCUCAUUGGCAGGGAGAAAGACCCGGAGAACAGCGAGGUGGCCAUUCUCAUCAAGCAGUCCCUUCAGGCUGACCGAGAGAGAGAAGAGAGACGCCGUGCUUUAGGUGGCCCAGACUACGACCCCCACACUGGACACGGCCUUUACGACACCCUCUCAUCCCCGUCGGAGGAGAACUCUCGCUCGGAGGACAUGCCGAGCCAGCACCACCACCACCACCACCACUACCCAAGCUACAUGGAUGGCGGAGGGGUGGUGGUGGGAUCAGCGCCUACCUCCCCAGACCACACAUCCUCCCCACCCCCAGAAGUGUUUGAUUUGGAGGGAGACACUUCAGACACCUCCCCUGACAAUGACAUAGGAAUGCUCAAGCUGAAACUGAAAGAGGUGCAGUACAGGAAUGCCGUGGCUGAGGCAGAGAUAACGAAGCUCAAGAUGUCGCUGCUGGAGAUGGAGAAGGUAGUGACAGAGAACACGCAGUACACCGCCCAGCUUAUGGAGACCCAGGGGAAGGUGGCUGAGCUGGAUUCCAAGCUGCAGAGUAAGGAGACAGAGGUGGCCACUUACCAGGACAUGCUAGAACAGUCACAAGGCCAGUUCAUCGUGCUGGAGAAGAAAUACACCAAGGCCAAGAAGAUUAUCAAAGAGUACCAGGGAAGGGAGAGGGACUUCCUGCAUAGAGAGGAGUAUCAUAUCACCCAGUUGGAGGACAAGGACUCCCACUACAAUGCCCUCGUCAAGGCUCUCAAGGAUCGGGUAAUACAACUAGAGCAUGAACUCACAAAGGCUCAAAAGAGUGCUGGGCUGCCUGUUCAAGUCCCCACAGAUUCCAGCACUCAGCCGGCUUACUGGAACCUACAACAGAGUGCCCAGAAUGCAGCUAUGUCUAAGCCCCCCCGCAAGCCUGGCCUGUGCACCAUAGACCCGGAUAUAUCAGACACCGACACGUCAGACCCAGGCACAUCAGAGGGGGAUAAGGCCAACACUGUGGAGAGGAAGCUGCCUGUCAAGGAGGAGCUGGACGAAGCUGUACCACCCCAUGAACUGCUUGAUGUGUCCGCCAGUCGAGCCAAGGGGGAGCUGGCCUCUCGCGGCGGCCUGGCCAACCGACACCUGCCCUCCCUCAAGAAGACCACCAGUAUGAGCAGUGCCAGCAGCCAGGACCAGAGUUUGGAUGAGAGCAGCCUGGACGAUGACCUCCCAGAAGCCCUCAAACAACAGCAACAGCAACAGCAGCAGCAACAGCAAUCGUUCCUGCAGCAGCACCCAGCGGAGCAUCACCACCACCAUCACCACCACCACCAGGAGGAUCACAGCAGCAGGAGGUCAGCAGUGAUGGCAGCAGACAACCCCCCCCUGCUGCAGGACACCCCUCUCACCCACCACCCCCCUACCCAUGCCCCUGCCUCAUCCCCCAGUAGUGGUGCAGUCCCCCCUACCAAAGUCACACACCAACCCCCACCCCCAUCCUACUCCCAGGCCACCAUGGGGGGUGUUGGGGGUGUGGCCAUGGGUGCACACCUCCCACCACAUCACCACCACCCCACCCCACCCCACCAUACCACCCACCCCCAGCACAGCAGUUCCCACAGCCCCCUAGACAGCCCCUCAUGCCCCCACACCCUCUCAGCCAGUCCACCCCGGGGCAGUGGGGUCUUUGAGGGUGCCGCUCCCCCCCAUGACUCCCGCCCCGAGAUCCCGUACCGCCACCCGCCCCCCGUGGCGCGCGUCCUGCCGGUGAACAGGGCCGAGAUAUCAGAAUCGUCGAGUCUGGCAGCCCACCUGGCCAGCCGCACCCCACAGCAGCACAGCCUCGCCGAGCAGCUCAAGGCACUGCUGGCCGAGAGGGAGGUGGAGGGAGAGGGGCCCUCCCCACGCCUGGACCGCGACGUCAGCCCCAGCAAGCGUUCCCCCACCAGCCUGAUGGAAGAUGUGCGGCAGGCAGUCAUGCAUGCAGACGUCUCCUUGGGUAAGAAGCCUCAUAUAAGCGGUCCCUUGUAUGUGUCGUCAACAGCCCAUCACCUGGUGAGUCCAGGGCACCACCAGGUGGCCCCGCCCUCCGCCACGUCCCCACAGAGGUCACAGUCUGCCUUCUACACCCCCGUGAGUAAGGCCAGCCGAGAGUCACACCGAGAGGUCCCCAGUGGCGGCUCCCAGUCCCCCAAGCUGGGCCGCGCUUCACCAGGUGCCUCGGUCAGCCCCAACCCAGCAGGUGGUGUGGUGCUACUGAGUCAGCGCUCCCUUGACAGCUCCAGCACUCCCUCACACAAGGGAUCCACAGGUGUAGACGCCAGCAGCGGGGAGCUGAGCAGCGGUCCCGCCUCCCUGGGCUCGGGGGAUGAGGGGUCGGGGGCCUCGCUUGGCUCCCAGACCUCCCUCACCCACCCUCAGCCGCCCCCGCCUACCGAGCACCGCUCCAAGCGCUCCCACAUGUGGCAGACUGCCCCUGUGGUGGACUGGACCAAGGAGCAGGUGAGUCAAUGGCUGGUGGUGCAGGGCCUGGAGGGAUGCGUGGCCAAGUUUCAAGACAUGGCCAUCACCGGUCCAAGGCUUCUCAACCUAGACGCCCGAGACCUCAAGAACCUCGGACUUCCUACCGAUGAUAAGAACAGGAUCAAACGCAAGGUGAAGGAGCUGCGUCUGGCUGUGGAGAAGGAGAGGAAACAGAUUGAGAAGGAAAAGAAGGGAAGAGAGAAGCUGCAGAAGAAGGCUGAGAAACUGGCAGAGAAAGCAGAACGCAAGAAGAAGUAAAGAACAACACAGAAAAAAGAGGAGAGAGAAACUGCAGGAGAUGGAUAAAGCAGAACACGAGAAAUAAAAGAUAGAACACGCAACAGAGAGAGAGACAGAAAAAGGAACCAACUCCACACCAGUAAGAAACAAACUGGUCAACUCAACAUGUACGCAUAGAAAAGCUACAUGUGCGUGUAUUUCUGGACCAAAAUACUCCCCGGUGAGCUAGUUCCAUGUGUGCGUGUGUACGUGGGGCGGACCAGAGCAGGAGUGUGGGGCAGGGCGGGGCAGUGAGUGGAGGCCCCAACCCUGAGGAGCCCUAAAAGAGGAGGACAGAUUAUAACGGUUAACAUUCAUUCCUCUUGUACCUUGUAGUUUUUCCCCCAAGUCUUCCCUAAUGACCCUCUGUUGUCAGGCGCUUCCCAGGAGAGUCAGAGAGAGAGAGAGAGAGAGGAUAAAUGAGUUAGGUAAGCCAAUAUUAUGUUUGAAAGACAGAAAGACAGAGAGGAUGAAUGAAAUGAAAUAGCCUAGAGAGAGAGUGAGAGAGUAUGAAUGGAUGAAUGAAUAAGUUAAUCCGAUGAAACGGUCCUAAUAGUGUUUUAAAUAAGGAGAGUGAGAGUGAGUUUGAAUGAAUGAGUUAAAAUUAAUCCGAUGAAACUGUCCUAGUAGAGUUUUAAGUAAGGAGAGAAAGAGAAAGAAAGUGAGAGAGCAAGCAUGAAUGAGUUAAAAUUAAUCCGACAAAAUGGUCCCAGUGUUGUAAGUAAGACCCACCAAGACCCUCCAAUGACAACCAAAACUCAAGAAUAAGAAAAAAUUGGUUGUGCGUGUGAGAAGUGACUUGUUGACAGAAGAAAACGGUAGAAAGUUGUGAAGAAAACGUGAGUGUGUGGUGAAGUGGAGGCCGGAAUCACCACAUAGAAAACAAGGACAGUAGUGGAAUGUGGAGUGACUGGUGACUGAGUGUGGUGGAGAGGCCUGCCCUGGGUGACUGCCACGAGGAAGAAAACGGGAUAACUGCUCAGUGUAAAUAGCUACUAAGGACCACACACUCGGGGACCAAUGGCGUGGCAGGUCAGGUCACAGAGAGGUCACCCGUUACUGGCCAACCAAUCAGGAACAAGGUAGUGUAAGAUAAAGUGGUCAUGAAGAAUCGUCUCUUCCGACCCCAGUGGCACUUCCAGGAGGCACUCAGAGGGGGAUUUGAACUGUUGGCACUGUGGUGUGGUAAUGUGGUGGUGUGGUGGUCUGCAUUUAAUUUAACCUGAUGGUGGUGAUUGUGACGAGUUGGUUGGAUCAUUCUGUGUGUGUGUGUGUGUGUGUGUUAAGAGGAUGCAGUAUUUCAACAGUAUUUCAUCACGUUUGAUAAAACUACAUGACACUGGACAAACAGGCAGCAUGAGAGAGAGAGAGAGAGUGAGUUUGCUACCCUUUAUUUCUAGUCUUUCUUCAUUCUUUCUUAUACCUUACUUAACAUUCCUGAAUUAUCCUCCUUACUCACUCUCCCUACUUUCAUUUUCCUUUAUUGUCUCUCUCUCUCCUCUCCUCUCCUCUCUUCUUCUCACUUCCCUACCCUUUCCCUCACUCCUAACCCUUCUCUUACCCUUUAUUCCCCUUCAUUAUCCCUCUCUUAUUCCCUUUCAUACCACCUCUCUUUCCUCCUCCCCCAUCACCCUACUGUUCCCCAACCGAUCCCCUCCAGCUGCCCCCCACCCUCCGAGUCGUGGCUAUACUUUGUCCCACCAAGCGUGUCACAGUAAUUGUGUCUCCUGAGGUCACCAGAACAUGGGAACACUGCCACUCACUGAUGCUUUCCCUCACUCAUUGGUUUGUUGACUUACUCCUGCCCUUUCUUGAACUGUACUGGAAACUGAAGAUUAUUUGAGUUGGAAUUGUGUGGUGUUUUGAUUUUUGGGGUAGAAUUGAAUGUUAGCUGAAGUCUGCAAUCAGUGAAAAAUGUAAUGGUAUCUUGCUUAACUUUAUUGGGUAGAAAUUAAUGUUUGCUGCAAGUUUCAAAAGAUUAAGAGUAAUUGAAACGUUUCUAGCAGUCGGCGAAAAGUAUCACAUCUUAACUUUUUUGGGAAGAAAUGGGUGUUUACUGCAAAUUCUAAAGCAUUAGUUAAAUUUUUUGUUUCUUACAGUCAACGAACAAGAAAUUAACGUACAAAAUAGGGAUAAAUCAAGUUGGAAUGAGAGAGGACACCAGUCAGUUAGUGUUACCAUGUCCUCGUGUCCUCAGGUGGCUGAAUUACUGUGGCAGGUGUGGUGUGAGGAGCAUAGGGCGCCGUCUUCCGCCUACCGCUGCUGUUAGGCGAGCAGAGUGGCUGUUAAGGUGUGUGUGGUGAGGAUGGCUGGAACGAAUACUCCCUCCCUCCCACUAGCUCUUCCUUCCUUCUUUCUCUUCGCUUUCCUCUCUUUGGUCAUCUCCCAUCUCUGUUUCUCUUCCAUUCUCUCCUCAUCCCUUGCUUUCCUACUGUUCCUUUUCCUUACUUUUUUCCUCUUCCUCUCUCCUUGCCCCUUUCCCUCUUCUCUCUCCUCAUCCCUUUCGUCCUUUUCUCCCUCUCCCUCUCCCCAUCCUUUUUCCUGCUUUUCUAUCUCCUCAUUGCUUUCCCUCCUCUCCCUUUCCUCUUCCCUCAUCCUUUUCCCUCUUAUCUCUGGUUUCUCCCUUCCUCUCUUUUUCUCUCUUUUUCACACCAAUAUUUUAUCAAUUGAUUUUAGUAAUGAAUUAAUCAGCUGUUUUAAAAUGUUUUAUAUAUUUUAAAAAAAUUGUAACUUUUAUAUAUAAACGUGAGUAAUUUAAAUUUUAUGUGUAAUUUAUAUCUAGUUUUAUUUGCAUGUUUGUCAGAGAGAGAGAGAGAGCAAGCCUGUAACACACACACACACACACACACACACUUAAGAAGAAGAAGAAGAAGAAGAAGAGGCAAGCAAUUUAACCCCAAAACCCCCAAAAUGACACUCGCCUUUCAUUCCACCUCGUAUUGACCCCCCAAGCCCCCCUACCCACACCCCAACACUGGUACCCCCCUCCCCCAAUAACCCCAAGCCCCUAUGAUAGCCACACCGCCUCCCCACCUCUGCGCUAAGCUAAACCCCGUGGUACCCCUUCCCGGCCCCCUCCCCUUUACCUAUAUAUUCCCCCUUUACCUGUACAUACUGACAAGUAAUUAUCGAGUCUGUAUAUUUACCUGUGCUUUUGUAAAAUAAUGAUAAUAAAAUGUUUAAAGUGGC
Messenger RNA from Portunus trituberculatus (swimming crab), 10410 nucleotides. RefSeq lists its product as uncharacterized. Gene Ontology annotation, cellular component: dendrite; cytoplasm; postsynaptic density. Gene Ontology annotation, molecular function: actin filament binding. Gene Ontology annotation, biological process: calcium-mediated signaling; neuron projection development; actin filament organization. Lineage: Eukaryota; Metazoa; Arthropoda; Malacostraca; Decapoda; Portunidae. The record is from RefSeq and is a predicted model, not a curated record.